Messenger RNA from Xenopus laevis (African clawed frog), 3663 nucleotides. It is a transcript of the gene gpc6.S, whose product is annotated as glypican 6 S homeolog. The record is from RefSeq and is a predicted model, not a curated record. Bases 575 to 2266 code for a protein of 563 amino acids. Lineage: Eukaryota; Metazoa; Chordata; Amphibia; Anura; Pipidae. Gene Ontology annotation, biological process: regulation of protein localization to membrane; cell migration; regulation of signal transduction. The transcript is spliced from 10 exons. Gene Ontology annotation, cellular component: cell surface; extracellular matrix; synapse.
AGUGAAUAUAGAAGCAUGCGGUGUAUGAAGGGAAGCUCCCUGGUGCUGGGACGUGAUCAUCACUGCUGAGAAUCCACUCCACGUUUCCCGGGUAGCCUGGCUGCUCCUGGAUCGCAGCAGAGCGAGUGUCGUGCGUCUCUUUGGCUGUCUCAGUCCGGGAUUUCUUGCCUUCCAAUGUGAGGAGACAGUAGCAGCUGUGAUUAGCUCAAGUUCCCCGUGCUCUUCACUGACCAGACGCUGUCUGACUGCCCUGGAAUAUUCACACCUUGUCUCUGGCACCAGCCGAGCUCGUCGCAAGCAUCUAUGCCCGAUUGUGCCAAUGUGUCGCACACAGUCCAUGUUAGGAAUAAGCUUCGGAUUCCUGGAUGAGCCUCUGUAUAGUGAAAACUUUUCCCUCUCCGCACUUAGCGCCUAGGGGGCGCUUUUCUCUCAUCUCCUGCACUUAGAGGGGCUUUUAAUUCUCCUUUGGGUUUGGGGGGCGUUUGUUUGGCAUCGCAGUGGAAGUACCUCACUUGGAUAUAUUGUAGGAUUGCGUGUGGAGGAAUUGUCCCUUUGGAUUAUCGUGUUUAUCAGCAUGUUUGGGAUGGAGCCGGCGCUGUGCUGGGGAGCGAUGUUGCUGUCACUUUGCGCCGGGGCUGAUGUGAGAAGUCGGAGCUGCAGUGAGGUGAGACAAGCGUACAGCGCAAAGGGAUUCAGCCUGGCCAGUGUCCCCUACCAGGAGAUAGCAGGGGAACAUUUGCGUAUCUGUCCUCAGGAAUACACAUGCUGCACUACUGAAAUGGAAGACAAGUUAGGCCAACAGAGCAAAUUAGAAUUUGAAAGCCUUGUUGAAGAAGCCAGCCAUUAUGUCCGUGUUACCUUUGUGUCCUGGCAUAGAAAGUUUGAUGAAUUUUUCAGAGAACUCCUGAAAAAUGCAGAGAAGUCACUUAACGACAUUUUUGUGAAUACUUAUGGAAUGCUAUAUAUGCAGAACACUGAGGUGUUCCAAGACUUAUUUACCGAACUGAAACGUUACUACACAGGAGGCAAUGUCAACCUGGAAGAAAUUCUCAAUGAUUUUUGGGCACGACUGCUUGAACGCAUGUUUCAGCUUAUAAAUCCUCAAUAUCAUUUCUCUGAGGACUACCUUGAGUGUGUCAGCAAAUACACAGACCAACUGAAACCAUUUGGAGAUGUACCUAGAAAACUCAAAGUUCAAGUUACAAGAGCACUUAUUGCAGCACGAACAUUUGUCCAAGGUCUCACUGUAGGUCGUGAAGUAGCAAACAGGGUAUCUAAGAUCAGUCCAAACCCUGGGUGCAUUCGUGCACUAAUGAAGAUGUUGUAUUGCCCUUACUGCCGGGGGCUACCAUCGGUAAGACCCUGCAGCAACUACUGUCUUAAUGUGAUGAAAGGCUGUCUGGCUAAUCAAGCUGACUUAGACAUUGAGUGGAAUCUCUUCAUAGAUGCCAUGCUGUUGGUAGUUGACAGAUUAGAGGGGCCAGUCAAUAUUGAGUCUGUUAUGGGCCCUAUUGAUGUGAAAAUCUCUGAAGCCAUCAUAAACAUGCAAGAGAACAGUGUGCAGGUGUCAGGAAAGGUCUUUAUAGGAUGUGGCCAGCCCAAAUCUCCACCAUUACUGAGGCUUUCACGAUCAUUUUCAGAAAGUAACAACGUUCAGUUCCAUCCCUACAUUGAAGAGGAGAGACCCACAACUGCUGCAGGCACAAGCCUUGAUCAACUGAGGACUUUAUGGAGGGCAAUGCAGAAUGCUGUUAUAGAAAUCAAAGACAAACUGAAGGUAUCAAAGAAAUUGUGGUCGAGUUUGCCACAUGCAAUCUGUAAGGAGGCGAGAAUAACAGGAGCAAACCCACAUGAAGACAAAUGUUGGAAUGGACAGACUAGAGCUCGGUAUUUGCCUGAAAUUAUGAAUGAUGGACUGAUAAAUCAGAUUAAUAACCCGGAGGUGGAUGUAGACAUCACAAGGCCAGAUACAUUCAUAAGACAGCAAAUCAUGGCACUGCGAGUUAUUACCAACAAACUGAGGAAUGCCUACAAUGGAAACGAUGUCAACUUCCAGGAUACAAGUGAGGAAACCAGUGGCUCAGGAAGUGGGAGUGGGUGCAUUGAUGAUAUCUGUCCGACUGAGUUUGACUUUAUCACCACGGAAGCGCCACUUUUUGACUCAGACAGAGUGGAGUUUGAAUUUUCUGCAGCAUCACAGAGUAGCCAGUCACUCUUUACAGUGCUAAUAAGUGUGAUUAUGGUAUUACAGAGACAAUGGAGAUAAUCUAUAAACUCCCAGGACUGUUUUAGUUAUAAAUAAUAGUCAAUUUUCUUCUUUUCCUACACUUUUUUGGGCAAUGGACCAUUUCGCAACCACUGACGUUUCUACUUAUAACUGCUUUCUUUUGUCUCUUUGCUCCCCUUUAAUUAAAGGCACCAGUGUUGUGUCCUUAGAGUUUCUUUUUUGGAGAAUUUAAUAUAAACACUGGGGAAUAUUCCAUAGAGGCCCUUGAGAACAUUGCAUCAAGCUACAAGCAACAGAAAAAGAAUGGUUCCAGGAUAUAUUAUUAGAUUUUAAAUAAAAACAGCAUGUUGUAUCAUUCACAGCUGAAUACUGUAUGUCUACAUACAGGUCCAUCAUUAUUGGAUAAUGCAUGUCCUGUUUCAGUAAGCAAUUUCUCUGCCACGUCCUGAUUUAAGCUGUAGGGAGAUGGAAGAGUACAUGCAUCCAUUACUAUCUCAAAAGGAGUUAAUGUUACCUCGAGCAGAGAUAACCUGAUAUAUCUCUGGGAUUGUUCUUAAGAGAUGCAGAGAAAAUUGCUAUACCAAGGUGUCUGGAAAAUAAUCAGUUUAAUAUUAUUUAUCAUGAUCUGGAAUAUAAUGUUUUAGAUUUGGUCUGUUUAUUUUGUAGCCUCCCUUCAUUUUUACUUCCGAGUCAAUACAUUUUUUUGCUGGGUGGGUUUCAUCCAUGUGGGGAGAUAAGUGCAAUUCAGAAUUUGCCCCAGACCCUCCACAGGCACACAAGUAGAACGAGCAUGGGCCAGCUGAGCUUUACUAUCUCAGGCACUUUUGCGUGAUACAGUAUAUGUUUCAGGUAUGCAGUAUCCUAAUAGAAUACAAAUUUAGCUAUCAUUCAGAUACACUCUGUAAAAGUCAAUUAUCAGAAUAAUCAAAUUACCUUGUAUGUGCCAGUAAGCCUGCAGAGGAGUUAAAAAUAAGAAGAUUAUUGUCAAAGCUCAGCAGUUACAAGGUUAAAUCCAUUGUUACCAUGUUGUCAGUCUGUUCUGACACCCUGAGUGAUUCUGGAACUGUUCAGUUACCAGCAGGUACCAAGGUGGCCAUAUUUACUAGUCGGGCAAAAAAUAAAUACAUGCUGAUUUGUCAAGUAGUGCAGUAAUCAAUCUAAAAAUGCAGACACUUCAAAAUAAUGGACAAUACAUUUUUAUACAUGUAUCAGUUAUUCUAAUCCAGAGAGAUACAAAUCAUUAGUGCUCACUGAUGAAUCUUGACCGGCACACAGAAGUUUGUGGUUGUAGUCUUUAUUCAACUGACUGCAGAACUGCCUAGCCGGCUCCACAUGGAAAGUGUCAUAACCAUAGAAUCCUAGGAUACUCUAGGACAGUGAUCCCCAACCAGUAGCUCAUGAGCAACAUGUUGCUCUCCAAUCCCUUGGAUGUUGCU